Egretta garzetta (little egret) is the source of this 2025-nucleotide messenger RNA. RefSeq names its product microtubule associated protein 10 (gene MAP10). The transcript has a single exon. NCBI's taxonomy places the organism in Eukaryota, Metazoa, Chordata, Aves, Pelecaniformes, Ardeidae. Gene Ontology annotation, molecular function: microtubule binding. The record is from RefSeq and is a predicted model, not a curated record. The annotation marks the transcript as partial. Gene Ontology annotation, biological process: mitotic spindle midzone assembly; positive regulation of cytokinesis; cytoplasmic microtubule organization. Gene Ontology annotation, cellular component: mitotic spindle pole; mitotic spindle midzone; cytoplasmic microtubule.
GUCCUGAGCUACCGCCUCACCAGCCUGGAGGCCGGUGAGGAGCCGCCCCCGCCGAGCCCCGCUAGCCCCGGUGCUGCCACGUCGCCUGCCACCUCCCCUGAGCCGGGGGUUGAGGAGAAGGAGGAAGAGGAGGAGGCGGGUGAUGAGCUGGAGGGCAACAUCAUUUGCCCUCCCGUGCUCUAUUACAGCUGCGAGCCUGCUGAGCCUCAUCUGCCGCCAGCAGCAGCAGCUGCGGGGAAAUGGGAGCAUGUUGAGGCCUGGAGACCGCAGGAGCAAGACAAAGCCCAGAGCCCCCCAUGUCCCAGUGCUGGGCCUUCAUUGCUGCACCCCACCAGCCCUCAACAGCUCCACAGCACCCUGGGGCAGCUGCAGCUGCUCAGUGCCUUGCUGGCAGAGCUGUCAGUGCUCGCCCGUGGUGCUACGCCUGCUGCCAUCCACCCCCAUCUGGCCUGGCUCUACAAGGGCCCAGGGGGUGGUAGCAUGGCCUCACGGCCCCCCAGCCCCAGCCACUCCUCUGCCCUCCGGCCUGCAGAGGCACCCAUGGGGCCAGGUGGGAGCAGUGGAGCUGCUAGCCCUCAAUCCAAGCAAGGCUGGCGAGAGGGCACCGCGCCAGGGUCUUCCCGGGCUGAGAGAGGACCUAAGAAAGCUGUAGUCCAGGGACAGGCAGGCUCUGAAAGGAACUGCAAAACUAAGGAAAACAGACCUCCCAGAAGGAAACUGUUGUACGGGCUGACAAAUACACUGCGGCUACGGCUGCAGCAGACCAAUCCUGAUAAACUGAUAAUUCAUGAAAGGAGGGAGCAGUACAGAAAAAAGCAAAUGGAGAUGAUGGAGAGAGGCCCUUUAUCCAAAAGGAAGCUGCUCAGAAAUGCUGGAGGACAGGAUGUGGUUUCUUACAGGCAUGGUAGCAAGGGAGACGGUUCAAAGCAGAAUAAUCAGCUUGACAAAACUGUUGAGACUACAUUACAAAACAGUGCUCUCGCAGAGUACGUUUCUGUGACAGCAGGUGCAUCCCCUGAUGUGCAGAAACAGCCUAUUGCAUGUCUAUCGAAGAGUGAUGAAAUUGCAAGCAAGGAACGUCCAUGGAAAGUAACUACAGCCCCCUUAGUGGAGGAAGCUGUAUCAAAAUCUGCUCGCAAGGAAGAGUAUGCAAAAGCCCAGCUCCCGGCAGCUUUCCCAUCAGAUGCUAAUGCAAAGGGAAGUAAUGAGGAAGUGAUACACUUAAUCCAACGUAAAACCGCAGAGCAUGAUGAUGGGUCUGUUGCAAGUGAUCAUAAACCAAGCCCCAGCAGGAGUGUUGAAAAUAACUCUGAAUUCAUAUACUCAGAUGAUUUCAUUGCUAGUCCUGAGAACACAGUUUAUUCGGAUGAUUUCACCAGUGCUGAGUGUAUGAGCAAAGACUCGGAAGCUCUUGACAGCAGUCCUGAACCUCUGUGGCUUGAAAGCACAAAGCGAGGUUGGUCAGAUACAGAGCUGGAAUCCAGCAGGUCCCGAAUUUCAAAGACAAGUCAAAGAGCUGAAAGUAUUUCAGAUCUGCCAGUUCCUUCGGUUUCAUCUCCAGUCCAGUCUUCGAAGAGAAACAGUGGCUUAAAAUCCAGCAAGAGAACUAGUAAUGAAUCUGUUGAUUCAAUUAAUGAUGCCUCCAUUCGAGCAAGGUUAUUGGAUGAAGAGGAGGAAGCCCAACAGAUCAGUAAGGAAGAGAAGAGGGGUGAUCAGCAUAUUAAACAAGUACCUACACUGAGAAGCAAACAGGUUAGCUCUGAUGCUGAUCUGUAUAUAGGAAAGGGGCAAAGCUCUGAUGCUGACCUGAAUAUAGGAAAGGGGCAACCCCCUGCAGGAAAAAGCCAGUCAGUAACUCAAGUUAGGUCUUACUUGCCAUCCAACAUGUCUGAUCUUGAACUUAGUGUUCUGGAAAACAGUAUGUCAGACAAAGAGGAGGAUUUUCUGGGAAAACUACGUGUUCCUCAUCAAUAUAAAGACAUCAGUGAACUUGUAAUAAACAAACUUCCGGGAUACACAAUGUAA